AAGAAGGCGGAGAGGUGGCCCUCGCAGCCGCGCGGCUUCCUCCCGGGGCCUCCCGGGGCGCGUCGGCGGCUCGGGAGCCUCCCUUCCCUGGGAACCGAUCCAAGGGAGCUUCGCUCCUGGCCGCGGGGGAGGCACUCUGCACGCGCUCAGGGCCCCUCACCGUCGCUCGGCGGAGGGCAGGGCCGGAGCAAGCGAGCGGCCGCCCAGCCCGCCCGACGAGCAGCAGCACGUGCUUCCCGCCUCAAGCCGUUUAAAGGGCCGCCCCGACGGCCGUGGCGCGCCGGAUCCGCCUGCGCCCUGGCCGGGCUGCUGCUGCCACCGCCGAGCUGGGCGCCAGGAUGCGGCUCCCGCCGGCCCCGAUCCCCUUGCUCUUCCCCAUGCUGUUGCUGCUGCUGCUGGCGGGAGAGCCCUGGGCCCGCCGGGCGUCGAGCCGCGCCGCCGCCUCCUGCCCGCAGCAGCAGCAGCCGCCCCAGCAGCGCCGGCUCAGCGGGCGAGAGCGGCGCGAGAUGCAGCGCGAGAUCCUGGCCCUGCUGGGCCUGCCGGGCAGACCCCGGCCCCGGACCCGGACGCGACCCGCCCCGACGGGCACCAAAGCCGCCGCCCGGCAGCAGCAGCGGCAGCCGCCCUCGGCCGCGCCGCUCUUCAUGCUCGACCUGUACCGCGCGAUGGCAAGCCAGGACGACGACGACGACGACGACGCGGAGGAGGGCAGCCCCUGGACGCCGAGCUGGGCGAGGAGCCCCCCGCGGAGCCGGGCCGCCGACGGCGCCGACACCGUCAUGAGCUUCGUCAACCUGGUUGAACUAGAUUGGGACAUCUUCCACCAGAAGCCUUAUUGGAAGGAAUUCAGGUUUGACUUGACACAGAUCCCAACAGGGGAGUCUGUAACAGCGGCUGAAUUCCGAAUUUACAAGAUGCAAAGCUUCAGUUGGCAUGUCAACAAAACCCUUCACGUCAGCAUAUAUGAGAUUGUCCAAGAACAUUCUAACAGGGACUCAGACCUGCUUCUCUUGGAUCUCCAGGAUAUCCUGGCUGGGACAGAGGGCUGGCUGGUGUUCGACGUCGCAGCUGCAAGUAAUCACUGGCUGUUACACCGCAAAUACAACUUGGGCUUGAGGCUCUAUGUGGAGACAGAGGACGGACAGAGUGUUGAUCCUGGAUCAGCUGGCCUCUUGGGUCGCCGCGGACCGCGCUCCAGGCAGCCCUUCGUGGUGACAUUUUUCCGGGCAAGCCAAAACCAAGUCAGAGUCCCGCGUGCAGCCAAGCACCUGAGGAAGAGGCAGCACAAGAAGAGCCACAACUUCCCGCACUCAAACAGGCUCCCAGGAGCGUUUGAUGAUGUCCACAUUUCUGAAGGGCGGCAGGUGUGCAGAAGGCACGAGAUGUAUGUCGACUUUCAAGAGCUUAAAUGGAUGGACUGGGUGAUUGCCCCGCGGGGCUACUCCGCCUUCUACUGCGCAGGGGACUGCGCUUUCCCUUUGGACUCCUGCAUGAAUGCUACAAAUCAUGCCAUCCUUCAGUCCCUGGUUCACCUGAUGAAGCCUGAAACAGUCCCCAAGGCCUGCUGCGCACCCACCAAGCUCAGUGCCACCUCCGUCCUCUAUUAUGACAGCAACAACAACGUCAUCCUCAAGAAACACCGCAACAUGGUGGUCAAGACGUGUGGCUGCCACUGAUGCCUGGGUGGACAUUGGACUGCUGCUGCAUGCAGGAAAGAGGCAGGAGGGAAGCCCUGGCAGUCUGCGGGCCCUGAGCACCUGUUGGAGAGGACGGGGACUAAAAUCUUGCCACUAUGCAGUAAGUGAAGGAGUCGGCUCUUCUUGCCUGACCUUGAGCUGACACAGACUCGGGCUGUUUGGCUGGAGGUCAGUUGGUUCACAUCCUCAACAAACUGAACAAUCCCCCACAGAGGAACCUUUGCCAAGCAAACUAAAACAUGAUCUGGCUGCACUCAUAGGCCUGUUUUGUAUUCUGUGCCAAAACCCCGCCCAGUUCCUGCACUGUAAAUUAAAUUAAACUUUAAAAGCCAUGGUAGAGAAGCAUGCAAAUUA
Podarcis raffonei (Aeolian wall lizard) is the source of this 2051-nucleotide messenger RNA. Its product is annotated as bone morphogenetic protein 8B-like. The record is from RefSeq and is a predicted model, not a curated record. Gene Ontology annotation, cellular component: extracellular region. Gene Ontology annotation, biological process: SMAD protein signal transduction. Gene Ontology annotation, molecular function: growth factor activity; cytokine activity. The coding region runs from base 339 to 1676 and encodes 445 amino acids. Lineage: Eukaryota; Metazoa; Chordata; Lepidosauria; Squamata; Lacertidae. The transcript has 7 exons.